AUGAUGCAACGCGGCUCCUCGACGCCACAGUGGCCAGGCUACUGCGAAGACCCAAACGACCGCGUCGUCCGCAAGAGCAGCACUCACGGGAGACAGUCCAACGUACCGCGCCUAAUGACACCGCCACCGGGCAGAGCCCGUGGCUUGACGACUCACUCUAAUGCCUCUACGACUUCGCUCGUUGGAAGUCCUAAUCCUCGACCUGUGCACGGCGCGCCAAAUCCACCGACCUCGACUCCGCCUCAGCUCAGCAUUACCGCGCCUACUCUUCCUAUCGGCUCGAACUCUCCAAUCCCGUACUCGCCGCCCCGAUUGACGCCCCCGCCCGCGUUCAUGGUUCAACAGUUUGAACAGACGAUGGCUUCCCUCGUGAAGCAUCCGACGCUUCUGGUUUCUCGCCCACCUCAUGGCUCUGCCGUGACCUUCCAAAGCUCUCGAGGGUCCUUGCACACUUCUGGCGUGACCUCUCCGAACUCUCGAGGGUCCUUGCAGGCCUCUGUCGGGCCAAUUCAGACCCCUCGCCCGAAAGACCCGCUUCCGAAGUGGCUCCUUGAUCGACAACGGUCCAAGCCUCCGAGAUUGGGCGGUGAUUUUUUAGGUGGCUCUUCUACUUCCUCCUUGAACGCUGCGGCUUCACCUUACAAGCCCAUCCCGCCCUUUCGCCCGGAUUUUCUGGGUGGUAAAGACGGCCUCGAGGAGGUACCACUAUCACCACCCGCCGGCCAAAGCUCGUUCAGCGGCCAACUGUCCUUCCGCGACCAGCACUCCCCUACUGACUCGCACUGCAAUUACGGACAGCCGUCAUCUUCUCAGCUCGCUUUCAGCGCCGCACUCGUGGAUAUCCCGCCCUUCUCUUCCACCCCGCCGGUGCCACCCGGUCUCGGGUUCAAGACCGACGACGACGAUGAGAUUGUGUGGGAUAAAGACGUGCUGAGGGGUAGGCCGUCGACGGUGGGCGCGAUCGGCUCCGGGAGGCCAUCGCAGCGCAGCGACAGCGACAACCAGCCCGGCCGCCGCAAGGGCCGCCGAUUUGGGGAGCCUAAGACCAGGAACGGGGAGAAGUUCGCUCAGUUCGAGGAGCAGACCUUCCGGUUUGAGGAGAAGAGCGCCCACUUCGAGCUCUACGACCUUCCUGGGAGCCGGGACGAUUUCGGCUCGCGCUCGUCCUCUUUCUGCUCGGAUUCAUCCUCCGAUUCUGAGAUGUCCGAGGCCUCGUCGUCGUCGUCCGACCAGGACAAGGAUUCAAUCGAGGUCACGAUCAACGAAGUCGACCCCUUCAACGACUUCAUGGACAUCGAUCCUUACUCUCCGGCGAACUCGUCGAUGGCUUCGCAGAUGGAGCCCAGCGUCCAGACAUCGCAAUCUUUCUAUCAGGCCUCGCAGUUACAGGCCGACCAGACCGCGCAGCCACAAGGCAACCAGUCUUCUUCUGAGAUCCUCAACAACCGUACGCGGAAGGCCUACAUGCAGGCCCUGUGGGCUCAGGAAUUACUCGGUCGCUAUGAGCAGGGGCGGUUGGGACGGACGCUGCAAUUUGUGCGGCGGCCUUCUCCGCUGCGGCGGGAGCUCGAACCGGAGGUAUCAUGGGACAACCAUGAAGAGGUGUAGAUAGGAGGGCCAGAAGGAGGCGACAGCGUCGCCCGGUCCUCUGAGGCACUACUAGACGCACCGACGCACUGCACACAGGAUAAGGUCUACGGACGACAAGCUUUCAACCCCUCACUGUAUACUACCACUAGAUCGCACGCUUGC
Messenger RNA from Schizophyllum commune H4-8, 1752 nucleotides. RefSeq lists its product as uncharacterized. The transcript has 2 exons. Bases 1 to 1608 code for a protein of 535 amino acids. Lineage: Eukaryota; Fungi; Basidiomycota; Agaricomycetes; Agaricales; Schizophyllaceae. The record is from RefSeq and is a predicted model, not a curated record.